AUGCCGACCCACGGAGAAAGAAACCUGGAACUCGGGAAUCAGGCGUAUGCUGCCUCUUUCGACCAAGGCCAUCUAGCACUUCCACCUAGCCAGAGAUACACUAUCGUAACGUGUAUGGACGCUCGCAUCGAUCCCACCGCUGCAUUCGGUAUACCUCUUGGAGCCGCCCACGUAAUACGCAACGCCGGCGGUUGUGUAAAGGAUGCCUUCCGAUCGAUCGUUAUAUCGCAACAACUUCUUGGAACAAGAGAAGUGAUACUUGUCAAGCAUACAGGAUGCGGUAUGCUCACAUUCGACAACGAUAUUGCGAGAGCCACGGUCAUGAAGAAGAGAGGAGAAGUGGCUGCAAGAGAGGUGGAGACACUUGACUUUCACGCUUUCCGUGAUCUAGAGAUACAGGUCAAGAAGGACAUACAAUGGCUUCGGAUCAAAGCCAUUGAGGAGAACAUCAGGUUCAGCGGCUGGAUCUAUGACGUGGAGACAGGGAAGACAACUCGGAUUGUGUGA
Molecule: messenger RNA, 507 nt
Organism: Alternaria arborescens
Lineage: Eukaryota; Fungi; Ascomycota; Dothideomycetes; Pleosporales; Pleosporaceae
Exons: 2
Coding region: 1-507 (168 amino acids)
Molecular function (GO): carbonate dehydratase activity; zinc ion binding
Source: RefSeq, a predicted model, not a curated record